AUGGCGCGCGAAGAAGGGCUGCUUCGCGUUGCCACCGCAGCUGAGGAGCGUUCAUGGCGUCACACUGGCGUCGCGGACCUAGAGUCUGUUGACGCGGCCAUCGCGCUGUAUGAUGUGACGUCCGAGGACAUUCGGAGCCGCAGCUGCCCCGAAGAAGCGGCGGCCCUCAGCUUCGUCGCGGAGACGCGGCGACUCGAGCGCGAGGCUCAGCGCCUGACGGCCAAACUCGACGCCCAAGCAGCGCUCGUGGCGCAGCUACAAGGGACCCACGCGCGCCUCGUGGACGCCGCACCUGCGGCGCAAUUGGCGUGUGCGACUUUGGAUGAAAAGCGCGCUGCGCUGAAAGUGCGCGAGGCUGCGAUCGCGGCAGCGGAAGACGCCAGCAACGAAACCAGCUCGGACUUGGCAAAGUUGCGCAAGCUCAUAUCGUUGCAUACGAGUUUGAAGCUCCAAGAGGCGACCUUCAAGGCGGCCUGCAAGCAAGAGCUCACGGGCCUUCAGGCGCAAGUGGACGCGCUGCCGGGCUUGGAGACUGAUGAGCGCCGCGCGCGCCUGGAGGCCAAGCUAGCCGUUCUCGCGACCAAGCGUACAGCGCUGAAGCAAGAGGUUGGGAAGGAGGCACGGGCCGUCGUUGCUGCGCUUCGGCUCCUUGACGACAUUCCAUGCAAAGUCGAGCUGCUGCAGUACGAGAAGCGGUUUAUGGAGCUCUACGAGGAGGUGGCGCUGACGCUGGAAGAAACACGCAAGUACUACUCGGUGUACAACACACUCGAGGCGACGCACGAGUACCUCGAGAAAGAGGUCGCGCUUGUCGAGAGCAUCAACGCCAACUUUGAGAUUGCGCUCAAGUCCAAGGCGGCAACUGACGUCUUCUUCAGCCAGAUGACCGCCGUCAUUGGCAACGUGCGUGCCAACGUCGCCAAGCAGCAGGUGCAGUGCGACGCCAAGCAGCUCACGGUCGACACACUCGACAGCAAAUAUCAACUGCUGCUCGCCAAGCAGCAGGCGUACGUAACUGCGAUCCGAGACUUUCAGCGCGAAUGCGAAAAGAACGAGAAGCUCCAAGCACAUCUCGACGCGUCGCAGUAA
Messenger RNA from Saprolegnia parasitica CBS 223.65, 1089 nucleotides. RefSeq lists its product as hypothetical. Gene Ontology annotation, biological process: Golgi to plasma membrane transport. Lineage: Eukaryota; Oomycota; Saprolegniomycetes; Saprolegniales; Saprolegniaceae. Bases 1 to 1089 code for a protein of 362 amino acids. The record is from RefSeq and is a predicted model, not a curated record. The transcript has 9 exons.